AUGUUGAGACCAAAUCCUUCUCUAUAUUCAAAAAUAACUCACUUAAAAUGCCAUCGUUACAAAUCUUCAUUUGCAUCGGCAAUUGCUGCUGCAAGUAAAUUGGUAACUCCAAAAAUCAUGUUAAGAAACCCAAUUUCAUUGGUUUCAAAUGAAAUGAAUAAUUUAGCAAAACAUGUAAUGGGUUUGAUUAGUUCAGGACAUCCAACUUUGAAUAGAGUCACUAGUUACUAUUUCGAAGCUGAAGGCAAAAAAGUUCGUCCUUUAUUGGUUUUGUUAAUUUCAAAAGCCUUAUCAACUAUACCAAUUAAUGAAAGAAAUAAUUUAAAAAUAGAUAAAUCAGAUAUUCCAGAUGACCCAGUUUAUUCACAACCACCACAAUUAACUAUUUUAGAAAAUCCUUUGUCAAAUAUCUCCCCUUUACAUAUCUUACAUGGUAUAAAACCAUUAAAUCCUUUAACUAAAGGUCCUGAACCGAUUCCUGAAGCUUCAUUCGAUAAUGAUAACGGCAUCUUACCAAAACAAAGAAGACUUGCAGAGAUCGUUGAAAUGAUACAUACAGCAUCUUUAUUGCAUGAUGAUGUGAUUGAUCAUUCAGAAACAAGAAGAGGUAGGCCAAGCGGUAAUAAAGCAUUCACAAAUAAAAUGGCUGUUUUAGCCGGUGAUUUUUUAUUAGGUAGAGCAACCGUCUCUAUAUCAAGGUUAAGAAAUCCAGAAGUAGUUGAAUUAAUGUCAAAUAGUAUAGCAAAUUUAGUUGAAGGUGAAUUCAUGCAAUUGAAAAAUACCGCCGUUGAUAAUAAUUUAAAUACAAUUGACGAAGGAAGAAAAGAAUUACCUCCUUCUAUAGGGAAAUUUACAAAUGACCUUCAUGAUUAUCGUGUACCAAUUAAUGAUAACUUACUCACAAGUAAAGAUGCGAUGAUAAAUACUGCAUUCGAAUACUAUCUACAUAAAACCUACUUGAAAACUGCAUCUUUAAUUUCGAUGGCAUGUAGAAGUUCUGCUAUUUUAUCUGGUGCUAGUCCUGAAGUAGUUGAUUCAUGUUAUGAAUAUGGUAAGAACCUUGGUAUUUGCUUCCAAUUAGUAGAUGAUAUGUUAGAUUUUACUGUCUCAUCCGAAAAUUUAGGUAAGCCAGCAAGAGCUGACUUAAAAUUGGGUAUUGCUACCGCUCCAGUCUUAUACGCUUGGAGAGAAGACCCAUCUUUAACCGAGUUAAUUUUAAGAAAUUUCACACAACCAGGAGAUGUUGAAGCUGCUACUAAGUCUGUCAUUCAACAUAACGGUGUUCAAAAGACAAAAGAGUUAGCGGAAAAGUAUAGAGAUGCUGCAUUGGCUAAUUUAAGAAGUUCAUUCCCUGAAUCUGAUGCUAGAUCUGCAUUGGAAUUCUUAACUAAUACUAUUUUGUCAAGAAGAAAGUAG
Molecule: messenger RNA, 1416 nt
Organism: Vanderwaltozyma polyspora DSM 70294
Lineage: Eukaryota; Fungi; Ascomycota; Saccharomycetes; Saccharomycetales; Saccharomycetaceae
Gene: COQ1
Product: trans-hexaprenyltranstransferase
Exons: 1
Coding region: 1-1416 (471 amino acids)
Biological process (GO): ubiquinone biosynthetic process; isoprenoid biosynthetic process
Cellular component (GO): transferase complex
Molecular function (GO): prenyltransferase activity
Source: RefSeq, a predicted model, not a curated record